UACGUGGGCACGCGCUCGAUCGCAAUCUAUCCCGUCUCUAUCCCUUCGCGCUCUUUCUCUCUAGCAAAACUCGCCGGAUUGACUCUGGGAGACGACAACGACCACCAUGUCGGACGAGGAGCACCAUUUUGAGUCCAAGGCCGAUGCCGGAGCUUCGAAGACUUACCCUCAGCAGGCCGGUACUAUCCGUAAGAAUGGUUACAUUGUCAUCAAAAACCGUCCUUGCAAGGUUGUGGAAGUUUCAACAUCCAAGACUGGCAAGCACGGGCAUGCUAAAUGCCACUUUGUUGCUAUUGACAUUUUCACUUCAAAGAAGCUUGAAGAUAUUGUUCCAUCUUCACACAACUGUGAUGUUCCCCAUGUUAACCGCACAGAUUACCAGCUCAUUGACAUCUCUGAAGAUGGAUUUGUGAGUCUGCUAACUGAGAAUGGCAACACUAAGGAUGACCUCAAGCUUCCAACUGACGAAAAUUUGCUUACACAGAUCAAGGAUGGAUUUGCUGAAGGCAAGGACCUAGUUGUGAGUGUGAUGUCUGCCAUGGGAGAGGAGCAGAUCUGUGCUUUGAAGGACAUUGGGCCCAAGAGUUAGAUUAUUUCAGUGUCAAUUUUAGACUCUGAACCAAGUUGUUGCAAAAUUUGUUCUGCCAAAUUCCUCUUUAUUUGAAUAACUCCAAAAAUAGUUAGGCAAGUUUGGAAUGUCGUUCUGUGUUCUGUCUGGUUUUUAACUCAUUGUAUUUCGCUUUCAAUUCAGUCAUUUACAAUUUGGUCCUAACUGCAACAAUUAUCUGUAUACAUCCAGUGACUUCACAUGUUAAAUUUAUAAAGUUUGAUUAAUUAUAUUUUUAAAA
Messenger RNA from Ipomoea nil (Japanese morning glory), 848 nucleotides. RefSeq names its product eukaryotic translation initiation factor 5A-2-like. Gene Ontology annotation, molecular function: RNA binding; ribosome binding; translation elongation factor activity. NCBI's taxonomy places the organism in Eukaryota, Viridiplantae, Streptophyta, Magnoliopsida, Solanales, Convolvulaceae. Bases 107 to 589 code for a protein of 160 amino acids. The record is from RefSeq and is a predicted model, not a curated record. Gene Ontology annotation, biological process: positive regulation of translational termination; positive regulation of translational elongation. The transcript has 5 exons.